AACGAGUAUUGGAUUUAUUACGAGUACUCAGGCUGUCGCGAGUCAACGAAAAUAAUUUGAUUGGUUAAGAGAAGUUGGCACGUGGGAAUCCAAUUGUUUUUGCGGCUUUGAAAUACAUCUGCGAAUAUGUUAAAGCUGGAUUCAUGUUCAGUUUAAAACAUAGCGUAGAACAAACAGUAGAGUAAAAUUUUAUUUCAUCACAAAUACCGGUAAUAAUGGAAAAACUAAUAAAAGUUCUGGUAUGUGUUUGCCUGUGCCUGGCUAUUCUUAAUGCACUGACAAGAGCUGCCAGUAUACCAUACGACCUUGACCUCGAUGAGUACAGUCCAGAAGAAAUUGAAGAAGCAAUGCAAAUAAUCGAUGACGUACCUACAAAGAGGGCAAUGUGUGGUAGUGGAUAUACAUAUCAAGCAAUUAUACGAGAAUGCGUUCCUUCACUUGGGGCUCUGCGAGGACGAGGUCGAGGACGAAACGGCAGACGUGGAAGGCGUGGCUUAUCAAAGUGGUCAUGGAGACGAUAUUAAAACAGUUAUUUAGACUUAUUUUUAGAUAUUAUAAAAAAGUUUUAUGAAAUAAAGUUCAUUGGAAUGACA
Molecule: messenger RNA, 593 nt
Organism: Mercenaria mercenaria
Lineage: Eukaryota; Metazoa; Mollusca; Bivalvia; Venerida; Veneridae
Exons: 3
Coding region: 216-524 (102 amino acids)
Source: RefSeq, a predicted model, not a curated record